This is a messenger RNA of Miscanthus lutarioriparius, 2331 nucleotides long. NCBI's taxonomy places the organism in Eukaryota, Viridiplantae, Streptophyta, Magnoliopsida, Poales, Poaceae. The record is from the annotation of a GenBank genome assembly.
AUGGCGAUGCCGCCCAUCAAAGCUGGCCCCACCUCCCUCGCCGGCGAUCUCCGUGCCGUUGCUGAGAUCCUGCUCCGUCUCCCGUCGCCUGCCGCCCUCGUCCGCGCCGCGCUCGCCUCGAGGCGCUGGCUCCAGAUCGCAUCCUCCCCCGGGUUCCUCCGCAGGUACCGCUCCCGCCACGCCUCGUCGCCCCUGCUCGGACUCUACGUUCCCAGGGCGCACACCGGGCUUCCUUCAUUCCAGCUCGCGGAUUCAGUCCGCUCCGACCGCGCCCUCGCCAAAUUCGUGCGCGGGGGCGACUUCGGUCUCACCGGUCUCGAGAGCCAUCCGGAGUGGCGCCUCCUUGACUGCCACAAUGGCCGCCUCCUACUCUCCAGAGGCGAAUCACGCGCCGUGUUCGACCCAGCGUCCGCCCGCGAACCUGUUUGGCUUCCGCAGAAUAGCCCCCUCCCAGGUACCAUUAUUUCUGAAUGUUUGCUGCAAGGCCAUAGCGACGAUGUGGCGUCGUUCCGUGUGGUCUCUGUGCAGCAGCGUGGCCAUGAUCAGCUGUUGCGAGCUGCCGAGUACCGCUCACAUACUCGCCAGUGGCAUUGCCACCAGUGGGUGAAGGACAUUAACAGACCUCAACAUGACCAGGCGAUGCAUGCCGGUCGGUUCAUCUUUUGGAGAUAUGAUGACACUUCAUCGCUCUUGCUUGACACGGCCACUAUGGAAUUCUUCAUCCUUGGUCUCCCAUUUACGUUCUUCCAAGAGUCAAUGUAUGCCAUAGGAGACACUGAGGAUGGUAUGUGCUGCCUUGUGGGCCUUGUCGGUAGCAUUAACAAUCUCCAUUUGCAAGUGUGGUUGCUAAAGGAGAAUGGUGCUGCCAAGAUGUGGGAGCCAGAGAGGAAAAGUCUAGUGAGCCAAGUGCUUGGCAGGGAUAUCCAAUUGCGUCAAGUCCAUGCAGUAACCAAUGGACUAGCUCUUCUAUGCUGGGACCAAUCCCGCCAGUUUGCCAUCAAUCUGAAGAAAAUGUGUAUCGAUUCUGAGUUUGAGUGCAGCGCUCUUGGUUAUCCUUUGCAAAUGCCAUGGCCACCUGCUGUGCUGGUUGAAACUACUCAUGAGACCAUUAAUUAUGUUGUGGAUCUUGUAACGCAAAACUUUUCGGCAAUUGAAGAAAUUCAGACAGAGAUGAUGGUUGACAUCCAUUGCAACAAGGUGGCUCACAGAAGCGAGAUAGUUCCCAGUAGCAAGCUGGAUCAUGUUGGUGAGAUGAUCCACUGUAAUCAAAUGGACCCCCAUGGCCCUGAAAUGGAUCAAGGUAUUGAGAUGAUUCAUGGUAGUGACACGAAUGAGUCAGCGACACUGACCAAAUCUAGAUGUGGCAGUGAGAUGGUCUCCAGUGAUCAUGGUGGUGAGAAGAUCCACUGUCACGAAACUGUCAUCCAGGGCAGUGAGAUUUUUCAAGGUAUUGAGACAACUCAAGAUAAUGGCACUGCUGAGGUGACACCACCAACCACAUCAAGAUGUGGCAAUGACAUGGAUCACAGCGAUGAGAUGAUCCACUGCAACCAAAUGGUUAUUUGUGGCAGUGAGAUGGUUCAAGGUAUUGACGUGACUCAUGGUAAUUACACUGGUGAGGCAGCACCAACCACAUCAAGACAUUGCAGCGAAAUGGUCCCUGUUAGCAAGAAUAAUCAUGGUGGUUUAAUGACCCAUUGUAACCAAAUGAUCAUCCAUGACAGGGAAAUGGUUCAAGGUAUUGAGAUGACUCUUGGUAAGAACACUGCUGAGGUGACACCUCCAACCAUCGCAAAAUAUCGGAGAAAGAACUCCAUCAUCUGGAAACAUUUCGCUACUGAAACCGAUUCUGAUGGAUGCACACGAGCAUGCUGUAAGUAUUGCAGGAGGUCCUUUGCCUGCUCCAGAACAUCAGGCACUAGCCAUCUAAAGAGGCACCUCACCCUAGGUUCAUGUCCUGCAUUGAAAGGUCAAGUGCCACCUUCAGCAGGAGGGGCACGUCAUUGUGGCAGCGGUGCUGCAGAGAAACCUUCUAAGAGGCAAUGCACAUAUGCUGACCCUGCAGAUGAUGCACUUAAUCGGAACUACAAUAUAUCAUAUCUGGGGAAGAUGGACAUUCUGACUGAGCCUCUAACUACAAAACAAGGAAACGAAUACUCAAUAUCAAAAUGCUUAAAAGUGUUACAUGACAUGGACGAUGUGUCAGAUGAGAUAAAGCAUCUUGCAUUUCAUGUUCUCAAGGAUGCAACAAAUCGAGAGAUUUUUAUGAGCUAUGAAUCAAGACUUCGUGGUUUAUGGUUGAAGAAGGAAGUUAACAAGCUUGGAACAUAA